Messenger RNA from Tigriopus californicus, 1966 nucleotides. It is a transcript of the gene ERp44, whose product is annotated as endoplasmic reticulum resident protein 44-like. The transcript has 9 exons. The record is from RefSeq and is a predicted model, not a curated record. Bases 282 to 1541 code for a protein of 419 amino acids. Lineage: Eukaryota; Metazoa; Arthropoda; Copepoda; Harpacticoida; Harpacticidae.
GAGUGGAACGACCAUUCUGAAUCCGAGCUGAGCGUAGCUAUAGUAGCACUAGCUGAGCAAGAGAAGAAGAGGUAGGCAGAGGGGCAGCUGAACGCUCGAGUACCACCUUGGAGAUCCUGCCAGCAUUGAUUGGUCCAGGAACAUCUCUGUGUCGCCAAUCAACCUUCGACUCAUUGGCACUCAGCAACUGGAACUUGGGCGAGUGUGCUUGUAGUAUUCUCAAUCCUCAGUUAUUGUUGUUCAUGCGGAACGAUUGAGUAUUGAUCCCCGUCGACGUCAUCAUGCGGAGAAACUCCGAGGCCUUUGGCUUGAUCGCAUUUAUGGUUUUGGGGUUCAGUGUGAGUCUAAUUGACAGCGGAGCCGUGGUCCUGAAUUCCGGCAAUGUCGAUAAAGUCUUGGCGGAGAAUGAGUUCGUGUUCAUCAACUUCUAUGCGGAUUGGUGCCGAUUCUCAAACAUGUUAUCCCCGGUUUGGGAUGAGUUCGCGGAAAAGGCGGAAGCCGAGUUCGGACCCAACAAGAACUUCGUCAUUGGCAAAAUCGAUUGUGAUAAAGAGAGUAGUUUGGGUACCCGCUUCCACAUCACAAAGUACCCGACUCUCAAAUAUGUGCGGAAUGGCGUACUAGCCAAACGCGAAUAUCGCGGUCAGCGGUCGGCCGAAGCCUUUGUCAAUUUCAUCCGGGACCAGACUAAGGACGCCAUGCAAGAGUUCACCGUGUUGAAGGACGUGGAUGAGUUGGACUCGAAGAAACGCCACCUCAUUGGCUACUUCCAGAAGAAGGACUCCAAAGAGUACGAAAACUACCGCCGUACCGCCGCCAACCUCAAGGAUGACUGUGAAUUUCACGCCGGAUUCGGAGAGGUAGUGGACAAAAUGCAUCCUCCUGGUCAGUCGAUCGUAGCUUUUCGUACCAACAAAGCCCGAUCCAACGAGGAUGACGAAGUUUUUCGUGGCAACCUUCACAGUUACGACGAGUUCAGCAUCUGGGCCGCAGAUAAGUGCACGCCCUUGGUAAGAGAAAUCACGUUUGAAAACGCCGAGGAGCUCACCGAGGAAGGCUUGCCCUUCCUAAUCUUGUUACACGCCCCCGAGGACAACGAGAGCAUUAAGCGAUUCACCGAAAUCGUCCAACGUGACCUCAUGGAAGACAAACAAAACGUGAACUUCCUUAUCGCCGACGGUGUGAAAUUCGCUCAUCCCCUGCAUCAUUUGGGCAAGGCCAAAUCUGAUUUGCCCCUAAUCGCGAUCGACAGUUUCCGUCACAUGUACUUGUUCCCCAAAUACGAGGACAUGGAAAUCCCGGGCAAACUAAAACAAUUCUUGCAAGACUUGUAUUCGGGUAAAUUGCACCGAGAGUUCCACUACGGUCCUGACAAAGACACCAGCAGUGACGAUCCCUCAGCUGCUCAACAACAAAAUGAGGUAAACACCGGUAAUCACGAUAGAGUCAAGCGCGAUCAACCCAAAAGCCCCCCUCCAUCGCAAUUUCAGCAUUUGGGGCCCUCCAAGAAUCGAUACACUCUACUUCAUGAUGAGUUCUAGUAGGACAACCCUGGUUAUCCAGGGAGUUGGCUAUUCUCUUCAUUGGAUCGCAAGAGUCAGAAGGAGGAAAACCAAAUUAGACAACCUGGACCACCUAACAACUACAACUUUAUGCUGUGAUCUUUCAUUUUUUCGCCUCCUUCAAUCUUCUUCCUUCUCAUUAUUAUCAUUCUAUUUUGUUCCAAAUGCAAUUCACAGACAACAACCAGAGAUUCUCCAAACCUGGCACAGCGAUGUAAGUCAACAAACACUAGGACAAUGUUAAGAUCCGAUGGAUGGAGAUGAAAUUGAUUGUCCUCAACCAUCAAUUAAUCAUCCUUGUUAUUCUAUCGAUGUUCAAUAGUACUCCACUAGCAUCAAACCGUUCCUAUCGAAUUAAGUAACCUUGAGGUAACAUUCUCCUAUUAAAUCGUGUAGAGCUGUGA